Opisthorchis viverrini is the source of this 1212-nucleotide messenger RNA. RefSeq lists its product as hypothetical. The record is from RefSeq and is a predicted model, not a curated record. The transcript is spliced from 6 exons. NCBI's taxonomy places the organism in Eukaryota, Metazoa, Platyhelminthes, Trematoda, Opisthorchiida, Opisthorchiidae. Bases 1 to 1212 code for a protein of 403 amino acids.
AUGGGGAACCUGGUUGAAGGCUUUUUGAAUAUACAGGUGAACCGUUACAAUGUGGUAUCCAGCGUCGUGGGCUGCUGUGUUGGUCUCGAAGAAGUAAAGCUGGCAGCCACUAACGGACCUUUGAGACAGGAAAGCAUACUGCCGGUCAUAUAUGUCAGUAGUUGUCGGCAGGAACCUGGUUAUUGGACUUCUGACCAGAAGUUCAAGGGUUCUCAUCAGAAGGGAGAUACGGAUUUGGAAUGCGGGUGGAUUAUGGAUUUGUUCCACUGGGAGGAGACGAUUCCACAGUUUAUAGAAGCCAAACUUGAAUAUUCUAAGAAAGAGGAGCAACAACUGCGGUAUAUUGGGCUGUGGAACGGCUCUGCUACCGCUGCCAUCGGUCACGAUGCUUAUAAGUUCUCGCGUCAUCCUACAAAAAUUCCAGCAAAGUCAUCUCGUGCAAGGGCCUUCUUCCUUUCAUUUGGUGCCGUGACCAGGAUAAGGACGAAGAUCCCGUGGCCGCAACCAUUUGAGGAGGGGGAUGUUCGGACCUUCCUGGAAGACUUUGAGGAGGUUGCGGAGGCUGCAGUGCUGAAGACCGACCGGGGGCCAUGCGAAGGCGGCCCUGGAUGCGGCCAAAAGAGGCCCUCAGAAAUGGAUUGGGCCGCCGCGAAGGAAGCCCUUGCAGCGGGGUUCGACACACCGGCCGACCGCCAGGAGACUAUGAGGCGGUUCAAGACGGCCAGGAUGGCACCCGGAUCUGACACGACCGUGUUCUUCGCCGGCCUGCAGCAGUUGUUGGAUCGCGCUUUGCCCACACUGGAUGGAGUGUCGCGAAACCAGUUGCUGUCGGAUCAGUUUGUCGAAGGUGUGCACCCCGCGCUUGGUGCCCAGUUGCGGUUGGCGCGAGCAACUGGCCAGUUGAGUGUGGAGGAGCUGGUGCUUCUGGCCCGGGAGCUGCCCCAGGAACCACUGGCCACGUUGCAAUUCAACCUGAUGCGCCUUAGCCAUAAUGGAUCCAGUCCAAGUGAUGAGCAGCGAAGACGAUACGGUAGUGUGGAUGACUCCGGAAACGGGGACUUAGUAAACGAGCGCUGCACAUUCUCCACAGCAGUCCGGCAUGUUUGUGAAUACUGUGAGGCGAAUUCAGGGCUGGAUUCAAGAAUUGGUCUUACAAAUUGUUUAAAAAUGGCAAUUAAACAGGAUUUGUUAUGGAAGGAUCGGCGAAUGUAA